GCUCGACACAUGAUCGAGCAGACGGCUCGAGCAUAACAUCCCUAGGUAAAAGUCCUCUCCUGAAAUGAAAGCGUUUUACCUGUAAACGUAUUUCCUAAAGCGUUUAGUUCUUUGUUUGUAAGCUGGCUGUCUGUAAAGUAAGUGAUGAAUGUGUCCCACUAUCACCUUCCAUCCUCAUUUUGAUUGUCAGGCAGCAGAUGCAGCAGGGUGGCCCUUCUUCUCCCAGCUGUUCCUCCAUCUCUGACUGUUUCCCCCUCAACACACCUGCAUGUGGAAGUGAGAUUCUGCUUAAACCACAGAAAGACGAACUCUAACAUCCGUCCAGAAUGAGGUCCGUCCUGAUCUUCUAUCUUUGCUACCUGCUGUGCCUGGGCCUGGGCCUUGCCUGUGUGGUGGGUGUAUGCGUGUGGAACAGCUGGUGGCGAGGCGGUUUUGCCUGGGAUGGCUCGAGCCAUCAGUUCAACUGGCACCCUGUCCUGAUGGUAACGGGUUUGGUGGUGCUGUACGGCAACGGAGCUGUGGUGUACCGCAUCCCUCUGACCUGGGGUCAGAAUAAACUUCCCUGGAAGCUUCUUCAUGCAGCUCUGAUGCUUCUCUCCCUGAUCCUGUCCAUCGUGGGACUCUGUGCUGUCUUUGACUUCCAUAACAGCAAUAAUACUCCCAACCUGUACUCCUUACACAGCUGGAUUGGAAUUGCAGCUACAGCUCUUUUUGCCAUGCAGUGGGUGGUGGGAAUGGCUGGCUUCCUCCUGCCCUGCUCCCCCAUAUCACUACGUGAACUCCUGAAACCCGUUCAUGUGUGGCUAGGAGGCAGCAUACUGCUGCUCAGCAUCGCUGCCUCCAUCUCCGGCAUCAAUGAGAAGCUCUUCUUUGCCCUGAAAGGAAAUCAGUCAUAUGCUAUGCUUCCUUCAGAAGCUGUGUUAGGAAAUACAUUAGGGGUUUUGAUCGUCGCCUUUGGCUUGGUCGUCCUAAAGAUUUUGGCCAACAGUGAAUGGCAGAGACCAGAUUCCAGUCCUGAGGAUUUAGCCUACUCGCCAGUGCUAUAAGAAGAAAAUUAAUAAGGAGAAACUUCAGAACUUCUCACUGCAAAUCAGUUCAAUCAUCUCAGAUCACAAGUGGCUAAAAAUAAAAAAUAAAAAAAAGAAACUUUUCUGAAUGUAAAAGCAGCUCUUUGACCUGUAUGAAAAUUAUCUGUUUGUUGAUGGUGUAAAUGUUUACUUGAAAUUAUAUUUAAAGUUGCCUUUUUCUUUUGUCCAAAGAAUAAAAGAAUGUGUGACAGUU
Molecule: messenger RNA, 1281 nt
Organism: Melanotaenia boesemani (Boeseman's rainbowfish)
Lineage: Eukaryota; Metazoa; Chordata; Actinopteri; Atheriniformes; Melanotaeniidae
Product: cytochrome b ascorbate-dependent protein 3
Exons: 7
Coding region: 327-1046 (239 amino acids)
Cellular component (GO): lysosomal membrane
Molecular function (GO): oxidoreductase activity
Source: RefSeq, a predicted model, not a curated record